GAAUAUCUUCAUUCUUUACGUCAACCAUUUUUGUCGAGAAUAUUUUUUAAUAUGUCCUUGAAGGAAACAACACGAAAGAAUUAUAAAAAAAACUAUUCUAAUGGUAUCAUUGAUAUCGUACUCAGUACGAUGUGUAUACGAUAGAAGCAGCUGUUAAACCGGAACAAUGAUUGGUUCCGCUCCGUCCGUGGUGUCACUUUCCUCAUUCUCAUUGCACGUGUGUUUCAGAUAGCCUAAUACAUAUGUGCAUUACAUAUUAUCUUCGAUUCUCUAUCAUCACUACAGAAUAACAUUACAAAUAUUUUAGGAAAUAUUUGAUAAUUUUUCUGCAAUAGUUCGUUUUUAGAUACUAGAGAAAUGGCGUUUAUUGGAGAUGUUACUGCAGAUCAACUGAUAGCUAGUUCUAGUGUGCUGUCUAGACCCGCGGAGGAAUUUGGCAAUGAUCCUUCUGUGGAAACUAUGUGGGCAAUAAAAGCAAUGGAGCAUGCUGAGGUUUAUUUUAAUAUUUUAUGUUCAGUUGAUCCUAAGCUUCUAAAACUUACUCCCCAUGACGACCAAAUAUAUAAAACCUUUCGAGAUACUUAUCCCAAUCUGAAAGUAGACAAAUUAGAUGAGGAUGAAUUAAAGUCAGAAGAUGCAAAAACUGGAUGGAGACCAUUUUGUGAACAGUUCAAAGGGCUUGUGGAUGAUUACAGUUUUGGUACAUUGCUGAGGGCAGAUUGUGAAGGUGAUUACUCAGAAGCAAAUAGUAUACUCACAACUAGAAUACAAUUCUAUGCUAUUGAACUUGCCAGAAACAGAGAAGGACACAAUGAUGGUAUCAGGAAAAAAUACAAGCCUAAACAAAUUACAGAGAAGUCAUAGGUUUUAAUAAUUACGAUACUCCUAUAUUAUAUGUUAAAAAAUAAAUACUUGAAUAGUCUGUAAUUUUUCACCUACAGUUUUGUACAAUUUGCAACCAUGAAGUUAUAUGUUCUAAUAGAGUGUUAUUUAUACUGAACGAAAACGAAUAAACAAGUUUAAAAAAGGGUA
Messenger RNA from Megalopta genalis, 1032 nucleotides. RefSeq names its product protein PBDC1. NCBI's taxonomy places the organism in Eukaryota, Metazoa, Arthropoda, Insecta, Hymenoptera, Halictidae. The record is from RefSeq and is a predicted model, not a curated record. Gene Ontology annotation, cellular component: cytoplasm.